Molecule: messenger RNA, 3006 nt
Organism: Morchella importuna
Lineage: Eukaryota; Fungi; Ascomycota; Pezizomycetes; Pezizales; Morchellaceae
Exons: 2
Coding region: 1-3006 (1001 amino acids)
Biological process (GO): protein folding in endoplasmic reticulum
Cellular component (GO): cytoplasm; membrane
Source: RefSeq, a predicted model, not a curated record
AUGACGCCAAUAGCUAAAACAGUGUUUCUAUUAGGGUUAGGGUUGCCAUCUGCAUUGGAUUUUGCCGGGUGUCUUUCUGCUCAUCCGGUUGUUAAGCUGCCAGUUUUUCGUUGGCCACAAGGGGACGGCGGUGGUGAGCUUGAAAUCGAGCAACAAAACAUCCAACGAGCGAUCUCUUUGUCUUCAUACUUUUUACAGCCAUUUCCAGUUCCAAGAAAGGGUGGAAGGUCGAAGGAAAAGAUGGGGUUCACCAUGUUCGGACGAUACGCCAUCAUCGCCGUCUCUGCUACGCUGCUAGGACUCCCGCAGCUCAUUUCUGGAACUGUGUCCGGUGGGGAGGUGCCGGCACCGACUUGCAAGGCAGUUUCAGUAAACUACAUCACACAUUCUCUUCCACAGCAAUGUUUACGGACAUCGCGGACACAGACCGUCACAGUUACAGCUACAGUGUCCGGUAGUGGAGGUGAAGGCCACUCGGGGGUGGAGCCAACGACAACAACGGUAACGACGGUAGCAACGACCACGAGAGUCUUAUCGAAAGGCUUGAGUUUUGGAAAACCAAAUACUAAUAUUGAAAAAUCUCACGCAUCUAUCACAACAGCUUCUACCGCAAUUAAUCAAUCGAUACCACCAUCGUCAGCUACUGCUCCGGUGAGCUCUACGCCUGUUCCAAUCGAGCAACUGCCUAAAGAAUCAGAUUCAGAUGAUUCACCCCUUGAUACGGCAAAUUUCCUCUCCUUCGAGGAAUGGAGGGCCCAAAAUCUCGCAAAAGCUGGUCAAUCGACCGAGAAUUUCGAGUACCGGGUGCGAGAACCACGAAACGAUCCACGGGCGAUCAACAAUGCCCUAGAUGCUCUUGGCGAAGAUGCCGAAAUUGAGCUUGAUUUUGGAUUUGAUUCAGUUCCCGAGUACCGAAUUGGCCGAGCCGAGAGAGUUGCUACUCCAGCACCCGCACAAACGGAAACCCUUGGAGGAUACUCUAGGUCCAAAGAUGCGGGAAAGACUUGCAAGGAGCGAUUCAAUUAUGCGUCUUUUGACUGUGCUGCUACAGUUCAUAAAACGAACCCAGGAAGCAAGGGUGCUACAGCAAUUCUUGUAGAGAAUAAAGACAACUACAUGCGGAACAAAUGUAGCCAAGAAAAUAAAUUCUUUGUCGUGGAGUUGUGUGAGGAUAUUCUUGUGGACACGGUUGUCCUCGCCAACUUUGAGUUUUUCUCUUCGAUGUUCCGGACCUUCCGAGUUUCUGUUAGUGAUCGAUACCCCGUUAAACAGAAUGGAUGGAAGGACCUUGGCACAUUUGAAGCAAGAAAUACGAGACAAGUCCAGGCGUUCCUGAUCGAGAACCCAUUGAUUUGGGCACGUUACCUCCGCGUGGAAUUGUUGACGCACUAUGGAAAUGAGUUUUACUGCCCAGUGAGCUUGUUGAGGGUGCACGGUACAACGAUGAUGGAGGAGUUUAAACAUCAAGAAGAACUCUCGAGGGGCGAAAUUGAGGAUGAUGUGAGGGAGGAUGUGGUUCCGGAAGCCGUAGCAGUGGGUAUUCAGGAUAUUGUUAUCACACCGGCACCGACGGAGGCAGAGAAGCCAGUAGAAAGUUAUCUGGAGUAUACAACGACUGACUUGGAUGAAACUUCGGCGGAGAUCUAUGAGCCAAAUCAAGAUUCGGUUAAGAGGAACUUGAUUGAUACUCCGCCGCCAGUAUGUACGCCGAGGGCCCUUUAUGAUGUCUACAUUUUCGAUCCCCCUCGAUUAGCUGUAUGCGGGGUAACUCACACGUCUUCAACCACUUUGCGAACUGUCAGGGCUCACUCCGAGCCCGAAACUUUGAUAAACGCAGGAUCUAUUUCUACAGCGAGCUCGAAGACAGUUCAAUCAGCGCCCCAAGCAAGUACCAAAGAGCAUAUUGCAGCUGCCCCCUCUGUUCAGAGCCUACCACAACGGGAAACUGCUUCUACCGGUAUCAAAUCUCAAGCUGUUUCGGUCACGCAAGAGGUAAAGCACAACCAUCCCCAACAAUACCAUGCCUCCCCUCCGCCGUCGCCCCCGAGCCCUCCACAUGCGAUCCCUACGACCCAGGAAAGUUUCUUCAAGACAGUCCACAAAAGGCUUCAGUUGCUUGAGCAAAACGCCACUCUUUCGCUCCAAUAUAUUGAAGAUCAGUCGAGGAUUCUGCGGGAUGCGUUUAUGAAAGUCGAAAAGCGUCAGAUGGAGAAGACAGCACACUUCAUUCAACAGUUGAACACAACUUUCCUAAUAGAGCUGCUACUUUAUAAGCAACAAUAUGACCAACUCUGGCAAUCAACGGUAAUAGCCCUCGAAUCUCAACGCGAGCAAUCAGAACGAGAAAUGAUUGCUGUCUCCACACGACUCACCAUCCUCGCGGACGAGAUGAUAUUUCAAAAACGAAUGUAUCAAAUCCAAUCCGUGCUCCUGCUCAUCACCAUCGGUGUUGUUAUAUUCUCCCGAAACGGAAACCUUGAUACACCUCUCCUACAACACAUGAGGACCCGCAGUACCCUGCGUAUGCUCGAUACCCCCCCAUCUAGCCCGCUUCCGGGUGUCACUAUAAGUAGGGCAAUGUCUCACCGCCGCCAUAAAAGUGAUGAUUCCAUCACAUCUCCAACAUUCGAACUUUCACCCCCUUCCCCGGAUGAUUACAUGUCACCUAUAGAAAGCAAUGAGUCCAUGCCAAGUGGCACACAAAGCUCACCAGCAACACCUAAUGGAACGCGUCCUCGCCGUGGCUGGGGGCACCAGUUUGGACCGAAGUUGAGAGUCGAGAGUAAAGGCCGCAGAUGGCAAAGAUUACCAAGUCCGCUAGGCAGUGCCGUGGGUGAGGACUACGACAUAAAAAGCCCGGAGGACGAGGAGUACGAAAGGACUAUGGAGUUAGAUAGAGAGACAGGGUUACAGACUCCAGAACCGAGCCCGGAACCGGAGCCAGAGCGAUCUUCGACUCAAGAAUUAACACCGGAAACGAGCUCAAGUGGUAGCUCGUCCUCAUAA